AAUAAAAACUGUGUAUGUCACAAUGACAUUUGUCAAAUCGAUGAGUUUGCCUACUCUGUACGAACAUUACACCCGUGGAGGGAUCGAAAGUGGGCUCUCAGCGAAUCAGCCCUUCUUCACGCUGAACAACAGAAACAUCACGAUUUUCAGCGGCGCCAUGCACUACUUCCGCGUACCACCAGAAUAUUGGAGGGACAGGUUGAGGAAGAUCCGGGCCGCAGGUUUGAACGCGGUGGAAACGUACGUCCCGUGGAAUCUGCACGAACCUCAAGCGGAUCGUUUCGAUUUUGGAUCGGGAGGUUCGGAUUUCGAGAAGUUUCUGGAUAUCGAAUUGUUUUUGAAGAUGGCCCAAGAAGAGGAUCUGUUCGCGAUAGUAAGACCUGGUCCUUACAUUUGCGCUGAAUGGGAAUUCGGCGGAAUGCCCAGUUGGUUGCUGAGGAAUCGCGAGAUGAGAUUGAGGAGCAGCGACGCCACAUUCAUGUUUUACGUGGAGAAAUACUUCAGGACUUUACUCUCGAUUUUAACGGUGCUACAAUUCACCAACGGCGGCCCGAUUAUAGCGUUUCAAAUCGAAAACGAAUUCGGUAGCUUGAAAAUGCACGAUACGCGAUACUUGAAGGGUUUGAAGAGGAUCUUCAGGGGUUACGGAAUUGUUGAGCUUCUGUUCACUUCGGAUGGACCAUCUGCAGGGAAUUUAGGCCAAAUCCCGGACACUUUAUUCACAGGGAAUUUCCAAAGCGAUCCCAGACAAGAAUUACGAAUUUUACAGAGCUACCAACCGGGAAAACCAUUGAUGGUGAUGGAAUAUUGGACCGGAUGGUUCGAUCAUUGGGGCGAACCGCACAACGCGAUACCCGAUUACGAUUUCGUCUACACUUUAGGUAUAAUCUUAAGAUUUCCGGCUUCGGUUAACCUGUACAUGUUCCACGGAGGAACCAGUUUUGGCUUCAUGAACGGAGCGAACUAUUUCAAUAGGGAAUUGGGAAAUGCGGCUUUCCAACCAGACACGAACAGCUACGAUUACGACGCUCCGCUCUCAGAGAGCGGGGAUUACACGCAAAAGUACUUCAGCGCGAAGAACUUGAUACGAAUUUACAAUAAAAUCAGAACGAGAAUACCGCCAAUGCCGAAGUUGAAAAGGAAGGUGGCUUAUGAGACUAUAGAGAUUCAGCAUCAGCUCACGCUGCUCGAGAUGUUGGAACAAAUACCUUACAGGAUAUACGCAGACACCGUGAUCCCAAUGGAAGCGCUACCAAUCAACAAUAACUCGGGUCAAAGCUACGGCUAUAUAGUGUACAGAAAAGAGAAUAUUUACAUCCCACCUAAUUCCAUUUUGACGAUAGUCGGAGGAGUCUGCGACACGGUCAUGGUUUUGAUCGAUGGCGCUUUGAAAUCCAAGAUUUUGGAAAGCGUGAAAGACUUUAACGGCUUCGGUUAUUGGAGAUUGAGGGAUUCCGAAUUGGAAAUAAACUCUGAAUAUCUUAAUGCAACACUCGAUUUGGUCGUUGAGAAUUGGGGACGUGUCAACUUUGGUGCUCACCAUCAGUUCUUCCAGUACAAAGGUCUGUGGCAAGGACCGAUACUCUUGAACAACGAAUCCGUUGAUAAUUGGGUUAUAAUACCUUUGGAAUUUAAAACCAGAUGGAUCAAAAAGUUGACCAACUGGCAUCCACUUACGUCGUCCAUCUACAGAGGUCCUGCGCUCUACAAAACCAAGUUAUACCUUGAAGAUAAACCUGAAGACACUUACGUGGAUAUGAGGGAUUGGAAUAAAGGUAUCGUCAUUGUUAACGGCUUCGUGCUGUCGAGGUACUGCACUUUGGGUCCUCAACAAAUGCUGUAUCUUCCUGCUCCGUUCCUGAAGAGGGGAUUCAACGAUAUCCUCGUUUUCGAGCAUUUCGAUGCUUUCGAGUACAUCAAAUUCUCCAACAAACAGAUCUACCAAACGAUGGAAAACAAACACGACAUCUUCACGAAAAGAAUAUCCAUCUACAUCGAAGACUAAAUAUUAUAAUUUUAAAUAUAUAAG
Messenger RNA from Nicrophorus vespilloides, 2029 nucleotides. RefSeq names its product beta-galactosidase-1-like protein 2. NCBI's taxonomy places the organism in Eukaryota, Metazoa, Arthropoda, Insecta, Coleoptera, Silphidae. The transcript has a single exon. Gene Ontology annotation, molecular function: beta-galactosidase activity. The coding region runs from base 23 to 2005 and encodes 660 amino acids. Gene Ontology annotation, biological process: carbohydrate metabolic process. Gene Ontology annotation, cellular component: vacuole. The record is from RefSeq and is a predicted model, not a curated record.